UUGUAACUGUCGUCUGCACCCCAUGUCUGAUUUAUUAUAAUUAAGUUGUCAGUUAUCAUGAAAAUAAUUAAUUAGAAGUUUUCGUAUAAAAGUUUUUUAUAAGAGGAUGUACAUUAUUAAAAUUUCCCAAAAGCAGCGCCGAUUUUCGAGAAAGCCGUAAGAGUCUGUUAUGAUUGGCAUUUUAAAGUGAGGUUAGAAUGAGAAUUUUUAUAAACAUUUUGAAAAUGUUCAUUGCGUUUCUCUCCGAUUACGCACGUGGCUUGUCUUAUACCGUAAUUACGAUAUUGAUUUUGUGUUAUUGUUUGCAUCCGGCAAGAUUCGCUUCGCAUUAUACAUUUAUAAAAGCUGAAGAUAUUUAUGAUGAAAUGGAAAGAUCAUAUCCACCAAGAGAUAACUCUUGUACUAUUCCAAUAAGUAACGAACGAUCUUCUCAUUUACUAUAUCCAGAGGAACAUCCUCGAGAAGAUCCAGUUGCCAUGGCUCGUCGUUUAGGAAUCCUCCCUGGAGGACAAUGGAAACCAUUGAAUUGUCAUCCUCUUUUCAAUGUUGCUAUUAUCUUACCAUAUCGCAAUCGACAAACGCAACUCACCAUCUUUAUGAAUUAUAUACAUCCUUUCUUACAGGCACAGAAUCUUAAUUACAGAAUAUUUGUGAUAGAGCAAAGUCCUAUGCGAGAAUUUAAUCGUGCCAAAUUGUUUAAUGUCGGAUAUGCGGAGGCAACUAAAAUCAAUGAUUUUCAUUGUUUCAUAUUUCAAGAUAUAGAUUUGAUACCACAAAAUCCUAACAAUAUCUAUGCUUGUACUAAAAUGCCAAGGCAUAUGAGUUCUAGUGUAAAUACAUUCCGGUAUAAUUUACCUUAUACUGGUUUAUUUGGAGGAGCAAUAGCAUUAACUCGUAAACAAUUUGAAAGAGUUAAUGGCUUUUCUAAUGUUUUUUAUGGGUGGGGUGGAGAAGAUGAUGAUUUUUAUAGCCGUCUACAAUCAAGGGGACUUCAAAUCACACGGUUUGGGCCUGAUAUAGCACAAUAUUACAUGAUAAAUCAUAAGAAAGAAUCUCCUAGUAGUGCAAGGUUUGCAAAUUUAGAGAAUGCUGCAAGAAGAUAUGAUACCGAUGGUAUUAGCAAUCUUGAAUAUAGAGUAUUAAAUCAUCAGCUACGACCAUUGUAUUCUUGGAUAUUAGCUGAUGUUUAGUUUUAACUUUAUACUCCAAUUUGUAUGGUCUUUACAGUCUUUUUAUGUUGUACUAUCUGCAACUAUAGAUAUCAGCAAUAUAAUGAAAUGUCAUUAGUAUUUAGUAGUUUAUAUUUACGGUUGUACAUUUACAAACUCAUAUAUGCAAAUUGUGAUUAGAGAGUAACUAGUUCAUAUUAACAAAUAGUAUAUACAAGAUUUGAAUUGUAUAUAUGUGUUUUGCAAUUAUCGUGUUGAUAAUGUGAAAUAGUGUCGUUUUUUACAACAUUACAUGGUAUGGCCUUGGAGUUUCAAUAAUAUAAUCACGUCCAUAUAUUCCUAGCUUCGUAAAGAUAUAUAUUAUAAAUAUAUAUAAUGAGAAUGUGUGUGCAUUAUAUCUAUUUAACAAACAUUUUAACCUUUGAAUCUUGCAUAUUUAAGUGAUUAAGCACUUUUUAUAAGAAUAUAAUUUAUAUUUAUAACAUAAACAUGUAAGUUAAACAAAUAAUGAUUGCUCUCAAGUAAUGAAAUUACUCUCUAUUUAUAAUAGCAAAUUAUGUGUAAAGCAAUAAUUAUACUAGUUUUUUGUAUUUUUAAGAAAGUAUUAAUUUUAGAAACAGAAUAAAUUUAAACACAUUUUUGUAUAUAGAGCCAGAAAACAAAAAAU
Messenger RNA from Vespa crabro (European hornet), 1836 nucleotides. RefSeq names its product beta-1,4-N-acetylgalactosaminyltransferase bre-4-like. The record is from RefSeq and is a predicted model, not a curated record. Bases 198 to 1190 code for a protein of 330 amino acids. NCBI's taxonomy places the organism in Eukaryota, Metazoa, Arthropoda, Insecta, Hymenoptera, Vespidae. Gene Ontology annotation, molecular function: N-acetyl-beta-glucosaminyl-derivative 4-beta-N-acetylgalactosaminyltransferase activity. Gene Ontology annotation, biological process: carbohydrate metabolic process; glycosphingolipid biosynthetic process. The transcript has 2 exons.